Molecule: messenger RNA, 889 nt
Organism: Halteromyces radiatus
Lineage: Eukaryota; Fungi; Mucoromycota; Mucoromycetes; Mucorales; Cunninghamellaceae
Product: signal recognition particle receptor beta subunit-domain-containing protein
Exons: 5
Coding region: 20-709 (229 amino acids)
Biological process (GO): Golgi to plasma membrane protein transport; intracellular protein transport; protein localization to organelle
Cellular component (GO): Golgi apparatus
Molecular function (GO): GTPase activity; GTP binding
Source: RefSeq, a predicted model, not a curated record
UUUUUUUUUUGGAUCCAUCAUGUUCACAUUCGAUCAACCAAUAGUACUAACUGGUUUGGUGCUAUUCUUUAUAGCUAUACUUAUCUUUGCUGCUCUUUCCUUGGUGAAGAAACAACAAAACAAGAACACUGUCUUAAUUCUCGGCAUUAGUGAUGUUGGCAAAAGUGCAUUAUUUUUCCUGUUAACAUUUGGUCGAGUCACAUCUACCAUUACUACAAUGACUGAAAAUGAAGGAACGCUUGUACUUGACAACAAGAAAAUCAAUUUGGUGGAUAUCCCUGGUCAUGAACGUGUUCGACAUCGAUAUACAGAUUUUGUCCCUGUCACGAAAAGGAUUGUGUUUAUGGUGGAUAGUACGACCAUUGUAAGACAAAUACGACCUACAGCCGAAUAUCUAUAUCAAGUGCUUGCUCAACCUACCGUUCAAGCUCAAGCAACACCUAUUUUGAUUCUUUGUAAUAAGUAUGAUAUGAUCACUGCCUAUCCUUUAUUGAAAAUCAAACCUUUAUUGGAAGCUGAAAUUAAUCGACUUCGAUCUACACGUACCGCUGCAGUGGAACAACAACAAGGAGAUGAACAAGAAGCGUUUUUGGGAUAUGAAGGUGAACCUUUCAAGUUUGAACAUUUGGAUAAUCCGGUGGAUUUUGAACAAUGUACAGUGUUACAAAAGGAUGUGGACCGUGUGACUGAUUGGAUCCUUCAGAAUUAGUUUUUUUUUUUUGGGUAGUUUAAUAAAAUAAAAUAGCAAAAACAUUGUAUCAUAGAUCAAAUAAACUCAAUGGGGAUGAUAGAUAAGGUUUGAGAAAAUGAUGAUGAAAUCAAUGGUAGAUAAUGAAUGAAACGAUUAGAUGAAAUUUGCAGAAUAGAUUAGAUGAUCUAUGGCGAUAAG